AUGGACGAGUUUCGUCACGAACUCAGUAGCGUUCCACCAGUCACGAAAGUUUAUACUCUUUUGUGCCUUGCAUUGACAGUCAGUGUUCACCUCCAUAUACUUUCUCCUCUGCAAAUAUAUUUCAAUCCCUACCUAAUUUUCCACGACUUUCAGCUAUGGCGUCUGGUGUCCUGCUUUUGUUAUUUCGGCACGAUCGACUUCAACUUCCUCUUCAACAUGAUAUUCGUCUACCGAUAUUGUCGAAUGCUAGAGGAGAAUCAGUUCUACGGCAGAUCAGCUGACUUCCUCAUGAUGUUUUUGUUUGGAGGUGUCCUCUCCAUAAUUGCAGCGAUUUUGCUACAGAUGAUUUUCCUUAGUCAUGUGUUGACAACAAUGCUGGUGUACGUUUGGAGUCGUAAUAAUCCCUCAGUGAUGUUAAAUAUCCUUGGCCUGAUUACGGUGCAUGCACCCUACUUGCCGUGGGUUUUUUUUGCCAUCUCAUACAUCCUGGGUAACAACGCCACAAUGGACUUUGUUGGUAUCGUGAUCGGGCAUCUGUACUACGUGUUGGAGGACGUCUUUCCUAACCAGCCCAAUGGAUUUCGAAUUCUCCGCACGCCUGAGUUUCUGUGGGUAUCACUUUACUUCUACUUGCCCCCAGCGCGAAACUUACUUGAUCGACGCAAUGCUGAUCCCGCUUACCAGCCGCUACCCGAGGAGCGACCUGGUGGGUUCGAGUGGGAUGCGCACUAG
This is a messenger RNA of Hydatigera taeniaeformis, 732 nucleotides long. NCBI's taxonomy places the organism in Eukaryota, Metazoa, Platyhelminthes, Cestoda, Cyclophyllidea, Taeniidae. The record is from the annotation of a GenBank genome assembly.